AUGGGAGUGAAAGGAUUUGUUGAAGGCGGAAUAGCAUCAAUCGUAGCCGGAUGUUCAACUCAUCCACUUGAUCUUAUCAAGGUCCGGAUGCAGUUACAGGGUGAAAACAACGUACGCGCCGCCCCAGCACAGUUGGGAGCCAAUAUCCACGUCGCCGCACCACCGCGCGUGGGACCCGUUGCAGUUGGGAUGCGGAUCAUCCAGCAAGACGGAGCAGCAGGGCUCUUCUCCGGCGUAUCCGCCACCGUUCUCCGUCAAACACUAUACUCCACCACACGUAUGGGUCUCUACGACAUGAUGAAGACAAAAUGGACCGAUCCCGAAACCGGAAACAUGCUAUUAUGGAAGAAGAUCGGUGCCGGAUUAAUCGCCGGUGGGAUCGGCGCCGCUGUUGGGAACCCAGCGGACGUGGCGAUGGUCCGCAUGCAGGCUGACGGAAGGCUCCCGGCUGCACAGCGUCGUAACUACAAAAGCGUGGUGGAUGCGAUCUCACAGAUGGCAAAAAGCGAAGGGAUCGGAAGCCUUUGGCGAGGAUCAUCGCUGACUGUGAAUCGGGCCAUGUUAGUGACUGCAUCGCAGUUGGCGUCGUAUGAUCAGAUCAAGGAGACGAUACUCGAUAAAGGUGUGAUGGAGGAUGGUUUUGGGACCCAUGUGACGGCGAGUUUUGCUGCCGGAUUUAUUGCUUCAGUUGUAACGAAUCCGAUUGAUGUAAUUAAGACUCGGGUGAUGAAUAUGAAGGUGGAGGCCGGGGAAGCGCCGCCGUAUGCCGGAGCAACUGAUUGCGCAUUGAAAACCAUAAAGACUGAAGGACCCAUGGCACUGUAUAAAGGAUUUAUUCCGACGAUAUCACGGCAGGGACCAUUUACGAUCGUGCUAUUUGUCACACUGGAACAGGUCCGGAAAUUGCUCAAGGAUUUCUGA
Lactuca virosa is the source of this 921-nucleotide messenger RNA. The record is from the annotation of a GenBank genome assembly. NCBI's taxonomy places the organism in Eukaryota, Viridiplantae, Streptophyta, Magnoliopsida, Asterales, Asteraceae.